Molecule: messenger RNA, 564 nt
Organism: Armigeres subalbatus
Lineage: Eukaryota; Metazoa; Arthropoda; Insecta; Diptera; Culicidae
Exons: 1
Coding region: 1-564 (187 amino acids)
Molecular function (GO): nucleic acid binding
Source: RefSeq, a predicted model, not a curated record
AUGCCGUGGUUGCGUAAGAAAGGUUACGGGAUAGUUGGGAAGAAAAUUCUGUACCGAGGGGAGUUUUGCAGAAAACCUCGAGUAUCGUUUUUAUGCUUCCUUGGUGUAGGAGGAAUGGCAGACAGUUUCUGGACAGAGGGUACUUUUAACCGGAGAAAGUUUUUCGAAUGCUGUAGAAAGUUUGCUCUCAACAACAAAGAGGUUCGGAAAUAUCCAGGAUUACUGUCAGUCUGGAUCCUAGACGGGGCAAGGAUCCACUGUGAUGUUAAUAUUAUACGAUAUCUUCGAUCUAUUGGGAUAAUCCCUAUCUUUCUGCCACCAUAUUGUCCAUUCUUUAACCCAAUUGAAAUACUUUUUGGAUUGAUCAAACGAAAUUUGAAAAUAGCACAUCUUGAAGGAGCUCCUAUUCUGGCAGAUAUUUGUGAUGCUAUGAAUCGAUUCAAAGUCUAUCCAUGUGCAAAGAUCUUUGAGCAUUGCGGUUACUUUCCCGGUGGUACAUUUCUGCCAGAGAAAGGUCUUCAGCAAGAUGUUAAGAACAUUGGUUUGAAUAUUACAACCCGAUAA